Octopus bimaculoides (California two-spot octopus) is the source of this 1696-nucleotide messenger RNA. RefSeq lists its product as uncharacterized. Gene Ontology annotation, molecular function: catalytic activity. Lineage: Eukaryota; Metazoa; Mollusca; Cephalopoda; Octopoda; Octopodidae. The record is from RefSeq and is a predicted model, not a curated record.
GUGUAGUAAACGAAUAUGAAGAAAAAACAUUGCACCGACAAACGGGAAAGUGGUGAGUAGACUCGGAACACUCCCGAUGUAAAUUUCCCGAGUCGUCUCCCCCUCCUCCCGUUCUCCAGCGCGCAUUUUUUUCGUAUUCGUUUACAUGUUGUUUUACACUGUUUUUUUUUGCUCGGGUCAAACACUGGAGGUUAACCAAAAAAAUUACGAUAAAAUACACUAUUUCUGAGAUAUUUUGGGUACAAAACAAACAUCCCUAGAGUUUUAGUAUUAUUAAGCUAUAUAGUCGCAGCCGUUUAAUAUAAUCGAGUAUAUUGUUAUUAAACGGUUAUUGUUAUAUCAAAUUAAACUUGUGCUCAAGAUAUUAUAUCAUCUGCUUAACGUUAUCAGUUAUUUAUUGUUAUUUAAAGAACUCUUAUCCCCCCCACCCUGCUAACUGAUCCCAUUAAUCGGCUUCGACUUCAUUGAAGAAAAAACACCGCAACUAAGCCACCAAGGACAACUGACUCAGCACACCUAGAAUCAGCCCUGAGUCAGAUCUACAGUUUUACUUGGAUUUGGCACUUACACAUCUACAGUAUCCUGCUAAUACAUGAUACCUUCAUGGUUGUUUUACCUCACUGUGAACCCUAUGUUAUUGCACCUAGCCGUUUCCAGGCCAUGCAUCUUGAUGUGCCUAGAUAAACCAUUAGGAUGUUGUGGACCAGGCUCUGCCCUAGCAGUGUGAUUGCUAGAAGUUUCAUUUUCAAAUAUUCUGUUACCUCUGCCAUUAUUUCCGUCACUGCUCAGGCAUGUUCUACAGCUACUCCAACAGAUGAAGUAAGCAAAGCACAACAUGCUGUUAAAACAUAUAAAAAUCAAGGACCAACAAUAUUCUCUAAGAUUAUUGAUAAAUCAAUCCCAGCUAAUAUUCUUUAUGAAGAUGAUAAGUGCAUAGUUUUCUCUGAUGUCCAACCACAAGCACCUGUUCACUUCCUGGUAAUUCCUCGGAAACCAAUUCCAACUUUAAGUGAUGUUGAUGCCGAAGAUCAGAUGCUUCUUGGACAUUUACUGUUUGUAGCAAAGAAAGUGGCUGCUCAACAGAAACUAGAUAAUGGUUUCCGUGUGGUAGUAAACAAUGGAGUAGAUGGAGCACAGUCCGUGUAUCACCUACACAUCCAUGUGUUGGGUGGACGACAGAUGACGUGGCCCCCUGGUUAACAGGAUAUGAUUGUUCAGCAUCUGGUCCUUCUGCUUUUUGUAAUUUGCUUUCAGUUUUCUGUUCCUCUUUGCUUUGUCUUAAAGGACUAAUGAAAUCGUUUAUGUUCUUUGAUAGCUAAUCAGGUGAUAGAUAUAUAAAGUUUAAUUUACAGAUGUAGUGUAGGCUGAAACCUCUUCAGCAGUAUUUUAUACUAUCAAAAUAGAAUGGUGUUAAUGUGGCUGUAAUUCAUAUAUCUGUCUGUUAGUAUCUCUCUCCCUCCCUCUCUCUCUGUCUCUAUGUAUAUAUAACUAUUUUUCAAAAGAUGGUAAGAUGUAUUUUGUUAAAUGAUAUAUAAAAGUACUCUAUAAACUCAGUAAUGAACAGCAGAGCUAUAUAUAAUAAACAAUACUAUAAUGUAAAUGGUAGGACCCUGAAAAAUGAAAUCAUGUUACAUACAUUAAAAUAAAGCAGGAGAAACACUGCUUUUAUGGUGAUAUUUCUCCUAAUUCUUGUGAA